This is a messenger RNA of Ornithodoros turicata, 5435 nucleotides long. It is a transcript of the gene alpha-Man-IIa, whose product is annotated as alpha-mannosidase 2x-like. The transcript has 22 exons. The coding region runs from base 270 to 3701 and encodes 1143 amino acids. The record is from RefSeq and is a predicted model, not a curated record. Gene Ontology annotation, molecular function: carbohydrate binding; alpha-mannosidase activity. Gene Ontology annotation, cellular component: Golgi membrane. Gene Ontology annotation, biological process: N-glycan processing; protein deglycosylation; mannose metabolic process. NCBI's taxonomy places the organism in Eukaryota, Metazoa, Arthropoda, Arachnida, Ixodida, Argasidae.
UUUUUUCGUCUUCGUGUGUAAUGCAAUGGAGCAAGCUUGCGAAUGAAACCGUUCGUUCUGGGCCAGACAACACAAAAAAUAGUGAUUCCAGUCAUUUCGUGUGCAAAGAGAGGAUGAUAAAAGAAUUAGCGCUACGAUGAAGUGUGCGACAGAUAAGCGACACGGCUUCCCACAGUAUCAGUGUAUCAGUGCUCCGUUUCUGUGUGUGGGCAAAUGUUUAAUGAGUGGUAUUUUGCCCAGCUACGUUUCACGGCCAUGACCACGGAAGUAUGAUACGGCUAAGAUUUGGGACAACGAUCCUUCAGGUCCGGAGGGCAACCGCUUGCGUUGGAGCUGCUUGUCUUCUCUUCGCAUUUACAUUUGUGUAUAUUUUCUUCGGAAGGCUUCUACCCACAGACCUCUCGAAAUGGUCCCCGGACAAGGUGGAUGUCGUGGCACUGGAGAAACGUCUGGAACACCUGGAGCAAGAGCUUCGGCAGAACCACCAGACUCUGGGUCAGAUACGGGAUACGGUGAGGGACCUGUUGCGUGAUGGGGGCGUUCCAUGGCGUGUGGGCCACCGUCCUCACACCACGAAUGCCUCACGACAGAUUGUCACCGUUCCACCGGCAGACUGCAUCUUCGGGACCUUACCUCCGGCCAACACGGACUUCAACAUGUACGAGGUGUACGAGAAGUUGUCCUUCGACAACCCCAAUGGAGGUGUCUGGAAGCAAGGGUGGGACCUCCAGUAUUUGGCUGACCAAUGGACUCCAGAGAAGAAGCUCAGGGUGAUCGUCGUUCCUCAUUCGCACAACGAUCCUGGUUGGAUAAAGACAUUUGAAAAGUACUACGAUGACCAAACGAGGCACAUCCUGGACAACAUGGUGAGCAAACUUGCGGUGGACCGACGUAGAAAGUUCAUCUGGGCGGAAGUGUCAUAUUUUUCCGUCUGGUUCGAGAACCAGAGCGAUGCCAUUAAAGCGCAAGUUCGUGGUUACCUGCAGAACGGUCAACUGGAGAUUGUCACCGGAGGCUGGGUCAUGAACGAUGAGGCUAACACUCACGUAUCUGCUAUGAUAGAACAAAUGGUUGAGGGACAUCAGUGGUUGAAACACAAUGUUGGAGUGAAGCCAAAAAAUGGCUGGGCCAUCGACCCUUUUGGAUUGUCUCCCACGAUGGCAUAUUUACUCAAAAGGAUGGGAUUCCAAAACAUGGUCAUACAACGAGUGCACUACUCCAUCAAGAAGUAUCUGGCUCACGAACGGUCUUUAGAAUUCAUCUGGAGACAGAGCUGGGACCACAACCACACAACGGACAUCCUGUGUCAUAUGAUGCCCUUCUACAGCUACGACGUUCCACACACUUGCGGACCUGACCCCAAAGUGUGUUGCCAGUUUGACUUCAAGCGGUUACCGGGCAACAAGGUCAACUGUCCAUGGCGUGUGGCACCUGUGCCCAUCACCGACAAGAAUGUCGCUUCAAAAGCAAUGGUCCUGCUCGACCAGUAUCGCAAGAAAGCGCAGCUGUUCCGCACACGCACGGUUUUGGUGCCACUGGGAGAUGAUUUCCGCUUCGACAAGGCCAAUGAGUGGGACAACCAGUUUUCCAAUUAUCAACGUCUCUUCGACUAUGUCAAUUCUCAUCCAGAGCUCCAUGCUGAGCUUCGUUUUGGGACCUUAAACGACUAUUUUACGACGCUUCGAGAAGAAACAUCGGUCGACGCAGCCAACAUGCCUCUAGGGUUUCCUUCUAUGAGCGGAGAUUUUUUCACAUACGCCGAUCGUGAUGACAACUACUGGAGUGGCUACUAUACAUCUCGUCCCUUUUACAAAAAUAUGGACAGGGUCGUGGAAGCGCAUCUCAGAGGGGCAGAGAUCCUAUUCUCCCUGGUCUGGGCUCGGAUGGGGCUCCUGGGCAUGGACCACAGCUCCCUAAUAGAAGAGAUGAUGUUGGGGCUGGUGGGUUCUCGCAGGAACCUCGGUUUAUUUCAACACCAUGAUGCUAUAACGGGCACUGCCAAAGACGCCGUUGUCAUCGACUAUGGCAAGAGGCUCCUGGAGUCCCUGAAGAACCUGAGAGACAUAAUUGCCAAGAGUGCUCAUUAUAUGCUCCUCAACACACAGAGCAACGUCGACGUUCUUUCACUGAACCUCGAUGAUGUGAGAGACGAUCACAAUGCUAUUGCCCACAAGGUGCCUCUCACGUUCACCAAGGAGGCAAGGAUAAGGUACGUCGUCGUCUACAAUUCCCUCGCCGUGCCCAGGAAUGAAAUAAUCACUGUACACGUGACGUCACCGUCAGUGGUAGUGGUUGACAGCAAUGGCACCUUGGUACCCAGCCAGUUGAGCCCUGUCUGGGAAGGCAGAGAGUUUGUUCGAGGCGUUUUUGAGCUCUGUUUUCUAGCAGAUAUUCCUGCGCUUGGUCUCACCACCUAUCGUGUUGAGCAGAUUGACGGUGUUAGUGGUACCGUGUACCGUGCAGCUGUAACCCUGUACUCUUCGGAGUCUUACUUUGAUACACUAUAUUUUCCAGUAACUCACGCAGACUCAAAAGAGGACAUUAAGAUUCAGUCACCUUACAUCGCAGCCACUUUUUCGGCAACGACCGGUAUGCUUAAGCAUGUGGAAGUAAAGGAGCACAAUGUGAGCCUGGAUGUGCAAUCAUCCUUUGUCAUGUAUGGCACUCGUCCCAAAGGGAAAGACCAAAGUGGAGCCUACCUCUUUCUUCCUCAAUCUGAAGCUUUUCCAGUGGAGGCGAAAAAUGCACCAAUUCGCAUCAUUGAAGGUGACCUCUACUCAGAGCUGACUGCGUUCCUGCCUAACGUUGAAUUUCACGUCAAACUCAAGAAUUCUCCAGGGAUGGAUGGUGUAGGAUUGGAGGUGUACAAUGUAGUAGACAUCACUUCCAGAACAAAUCACGAACUAGUCAUGAGGCUGACAACGGGAGUGCACAAUUUUGGUCCGGAGUUUUACACAGAUGUGAAUGGACUGUUGAUGGCAAGGAGGCACACCCAGGAGAAGCUGACCCUCCAGGGGAACGUGUACCCCAUGCCCACCAUCAUGUUCAUCCAAGACAAUUCCACCCGUCUCACUGUGCUCACUGCUCAACCGCUAGGCACUACUAGUCUUAAGACGGGUGUGGUUGAUGUAUUCCUCGACCGGCGUCUCAACCAAGAUGACAAGAGGGGACUCCAGCAAGGAGUCAAGGACAACCUUAAGACUCCAAGCUCCUUCAGAAUCCUCAUUGAGCGCUUUAACUCUGACAUUGCGACGCAUUCUCGAGAAGCAUCCCACCCAUCUCUGCUGAGCCAGCAUGCAUCCAUGAGCCUUCUGCAUCCUCCUUUUGUUCUGCUGCAUUCCAAAGCAUAUCGACUGGCUGACCCUCCACUACGUGCUUCUUUUGCGGGCUCUCAUUCCUUGCCUUGCGACAUUCACAUGCUGAACCUGCGCACUCUGUCCAACAGCAGUAAGGGUCCCUCCAACGUGACUGCCAUGUUCCUGCAACGGCUGCCUCACGACUGUCGCCUCAAGACCUAUGCAGUGCGCUGCGCAUUCCAGCCAGUGGACACACUAGCGGAUAUUUUUCCAGACUACUACAGCAACGUGUACGAGGAAACGAGCCUCUCCCUCAUGCACACCCUGUCAACCUCAACGAAAUCAUCAUCUUUCAACUUGCCUCCACCCGCAGAAAUAGCAGCAUACAAACUGCAGCGGCGGUGAAAAUGAGUGUGAAAAGUCGCAUCGUAUUUAUUUGAGCACCCUCAAUGAACUUGGGUUCCACAUCUUGAAAUCUGUAUAUGUUAUAUAGCAUCUCGGGGUUCAUUUUAUUAAUACCUGCAGUAGCGCAAUGGCAGGUCACUAUGAAUUGACGUAGAUUGAUUUAUUUUGCAUAGCUGGGUUCUUAGUUAAAAUCACAGAAGCAUGACAGCAAACUGACAUCACGAGAUGGCUGAAACAGUGUAAGAAAACUGCACAGUCCUUGUUUGCCACAUUGAGAUUGCAAAGCUGUUGUGAUUCUCGAGUGUUUUUUAUUGUACGUUUGUUGUUGUUUUUUAUGGUUACAUGCAGUAUCAGGUUUUACUGUUUUGAACAGGAACUACUGAUUAGAUGAAAUGUUGUAAUUGACCUGUGCAUUCGAAAUGCUACCUCAUCUAUGUGGGAUGCUUUUGAAAAGCUUUUUCAUCUUAGAGCACCUGGUUAAUGUUCUCUCGGAUAUACUUUACAAAACUGGCUGAUUUAUGAAAACUGUGUCCAUGCAAGAGAUGCAUGGUGACACCAGAGUUGCAGCAAACGUUACGUGGCUUGUGUGCGCACCAUACCUCGACUCCUGUCCCCAUUGCACAAGCUUUGCAACGAGUCAAGAAAAGAAAAACUAAGAAAUGAAAUUGUCAAGUCUUCCACGAGAGUAUUACAUGGCAGUGUUCCAAUUGAUGUUGCAUCAUGUCACCUCAUUUGUAUGCGAGGCUCCUUUUGCGACAAGAAACUCUCGCCUGCAGCUGACAACAAAAAUGUUUAUAUUUUAGUGCUAACCCACAUUUGAAGGCUAUCCUAUUUAUUUUCCUCAUUUUUCCUGGGGUUAGAAAGAUCUAGUUCUAAUGACAAGCUUUUGUGCAGAAUCUGUACUUCAUGGAUCAGACAAGUCCAUUGACAGUGAUUCUGCACGAAAGCUCGUAAUUUAAACCAGAUGCUCCUAGCCAUUAGAAUUUUAUACUGACUACCCCUUUCUGAACUUGAUGGUAUUUUUAUAUUUUGUCUACUUUACAUUUUUCCUGGUAGAAAUUCAAAGUUGCAAAUGGUAAAGCGUUGUUGAUAGUUGACCUCAACAUGAGUUGACCUCAUAGUUGAGCCACAUACAUAAUCAUUCUGCAAAGAACGCGAGUUUCACUGUAAAUAAAUGAGAAAGAACUCUCAAAGAAAUGGCCGUAAAUGCAGGGGGCUUUGGAAAGAGCUAUUUUAUCUAAAUUCUCGUACAGUUUUACGAGGAUGCUCCAAUUUUUCAGGCUUUUCAAAAGAGCGAGUAUUGAACAUCACUAAUGGGUUUCUCCUUGCAGAGUGAAGGAUGCUGUUACCCCAAUACAGAAUGGGAACAAAAGGAAUGGGAGAAAUCCAUUUACGAGCGAUUUGUCCAAUCACUGCCAGGGACCAAUCCGAGGCGCAUUGUCCUUGGCUUAUAAAUCGCAAUUGAUGAAUCCUGUUCCCUUUGUGUUGGUGUCGCCAUCUUUCAUUCCACAGAGAGGAUAAAUAGCGUCCUUUUAAUUGAGCAAUGCACCGCAACAUGUUUUCAACGAAAUGGUGGUAAAUAUUCUGUAAGAAGGCAACCAUGUGGCCACCGUAGUGUCCCCGGGCAGCACUGUGUUGUCAACAUUGUCGGAGUUGUCCUUCUCUACACAAUGGCCAUGUCAUCAGGGUGAGUGUUGGUUGCCAAUAAAUGUGAGCAUCCAUUUAUUCCACGCA